AGGUGAUGCACAGCGUGUUGCAGCGGCUCGAGGGCAUGAGGGCCUUCCCCUACCUGUGGCUGGUAGGCUCUUUCGCCCCCAUCGCCUGGGGGAUGAUGGACGCCGUGGCUGCCCAGCUUCGCUAUGGACACUUCCAGCCGUCCAUGUCCUUCACCAUCAACGGAGCCAAUUGGUGGCUCUGCAGCAUGCCCUGCUUAUUCGUCUUCUGGAUGACCUUGAUUCAAAGAUGCCACAAGAAGUCCAACGCGAAGUGGAAGGAGGUCCUUGUGAAUCUCGCCAUUAUGUUGGCCAUGUCGACUCUUUUUCUGGCUUUCUUCGGGGUGACCAGGGCUGUGUCCGCGUUGGUGGAGGACAAGGUGCUGGGGCAGGUCAUUCUUCUUGUGCUGAUGGCCAUCGUGACAGCGCUCACCUUCGGCAGCCAAUGCAGGAGGAAGCCCGUCGUGAUCAACCCAGCCAGUUCUGAGAAGUGACGCCCGAAAAGCCGACAAUUUUCGCCAACCUCUCUUUCUGGACAUGCGGAGCCUGCCACAGGCCCAAACCCAGGACUGCUACAAAAAGCCCUGAUUUCAAGACGCUGAAUGAGAAACAUUUUUCCAGAUCGCAAGUUUGCUCCGCGUGGUGAGCCCGGUUGGGUUUCAAAAGCCCGCAGAUCCCAAUGGGAUUCAUGGCCCGGCGAGGGGGUUCACGCUCUCCAUUCCGCGCAUGUUUUUGUUUUUGAGAAUCUGCGAGUUGGCACUUUUUGGUGCGAGCCAGUCAGGUGAGCAGUUCUCGCC
Molecule: messenger RNA, 773 nt
Organism: Effrenium voratum
Lineage: Eukaryota; Dinophyceae; Suessiales; Symbiodiniaceae
Source: the annotation of a GenBank genome assembly